UAUCCAAUUUUUCAAAGACACUACUGCUUAUCGUCAAAUGAUGCUGAAGAAGAGGACAGACAUGACCAUUACAGAUUUCAUCACCACGUUUCCAAGGGUACAAAAGAUGCCAGAACUUAUCAACAUGGACUUUGAAACAGAACAUGGGCACCUUUCUGACAAUUUUAUUUCAAAGUGGGAGUCGUUCUACCGAGACCGUAUCAUAAAAUUAGGUUUGAGCGGGUAUCCAGCGGUAAAAGAAUCAAUUCAACAGUUUGAGGAAGGUGACAACAGAGACCUGUGUGGUUUAACUGCACUGCUGCUGAUGUUACAUAAGCCACUGACAAAGACCAAGAACCCCACUUCGAGUUCAAGAGCAUCAAGUUUGGAGCACUUCAUCCAGUACAGACCUAUUGGGACAGACGUUCAAGCGGCAGCAGCUGGGAAGUCUGCUGAGUUUCGGCAGCCCUAUAUUCUAGCCCUUGGACACAGACGCAAGCCACUACAAUAUUUCUUGAUUGCAGACAAGGUAGUGAUUGAAGCGGGACAGAAUGUGGUGGAAGCCACUGACAGGCUUUUUAAGUCUCAUUAUGUAUUUGGAGUCCAUUUUGCCCAAGUAAUUCAAAAUUUCUGGGAGUUCAUAGCAUCUGAAGUGUACAGGGUCAUGCAGGCAUCUGAUACCAAAGCUUCUGUAAGAAGUAUGGCGUUAUCGAUCCGAAAUUUAAAGUUAACCGAGCAGUAGCUUUGACAACAAAACUAAGCGGCUUUCAAGGACAGGCUUCUCACUCACCUUACCUUUGUAAUUCAUAAGCACAUUUGCUGUCUAUAUGAACAUGACAGAGAAUAGUUUCUCUAAGGCUGUUAUUUUGGAUUUUGUACAUAAACUAAAAAUAAUAAAAUAUGAAAAUAAGAGAUGUUUUGUACAGGUUCCAAAUGGUAUAAAUAUACGCUGAGUGAGAAAAUGUUGUUCAUAUAGGUAGUCUUGUAUGCAGACCAGUUAUGAAAGAAGUUCUAAUUUACAUAUUUUUAAUUAUGCAGAGCAAAGAAGUAGUACAAGGUUGUUAUUUCAAGCUUUAAUGAAGCGAUCGGGAUAGUAGUGGUUUGGAGUAAAAGCAAAGUUAGUGGUUAAUUAAUGCCAGAACAAUGAGCCCUUGUAUGAAAUUGUCUGAAUUAAGAUGUACACAUGUUCCGAGACAAAAUGAGUUUGUUUACUACUUGUGAGCCUAACGGUUGAAAAGAAAUGUUUAUUAUACCCCUGCCAAACGAAGUUUGAAGGGGGUAUGUAGUAAUCAGCGUAUGGUUGGGCGGGUGGUCCGUUGCAAAUCUUGCGGAUCGAACUUCUUCCUCAUUUUUCAACUAAUACUCGUGAAAAUUGGCACGUAGAUUAGUCUUGUUGUGAGGAUGUGCAAGACACAUUUUUCUUAAGUGUUGGAAACUGUGCGUUGUCGGGGUAAUGGCAUGUAUUGGCAUAAAAUUCGGUAAAAAUCUUGCGGAUCGAACUACCGGGGUACUUCAAGUUUUCAACCAAUAUUCAUGAAAUUUGGCACAUAUAUUGGUCUGCUUGUGAGGAUGUGCAGACACAUUUUUCACAAAAAUAACUAGAAGACAAAGUGAUAUCUAGUUUUAUAUACAUUGCUGAGAGUGAUUUAUUAUUCAUGAGUCAUUAGGUAAAGAAUCAAGCAGAAUUUACAGCUUCUUUUAUUAAGACAUAAAGACAAAUUUAACCCUAAAUAGACUGGGGAGGGGGAGGGUGAAAGGCCCCCCGAGAAUUUUUUUUUUGCAAUAAAUCUUUAUUGAUAAAUCUCAUGCAACUUUUGAGACCAAAUUUGCGACGCCUGGGUAUGCAGUCCGAAAUUAGGCAUAAUUAUGUAAGUGCCGAAAGACCCAAAAUUGCUCAAAAUGCAAAUUCUGUUUGUAGGCAAACUUCAUACCAUUCUUUAAAAUCAAUUAAUUUCUUGUUAUAAAAUUAUUGCCAACAAUUUCCAUCCAAAAAGUCUAAAACAGAGUAAUACGUAUGAAAUUUCAAAAACAAUUAAAUACUUAAAACUCUUUGAUACUGAUUAUUUUUUUAUGUGCAUUUGGUCAGAAUCUCACAGGGAGUCUCUAAACAAAAGAUUAGCGGUACAAGGGCCUUAUAGUUUAAAACAGUCAAAUUCUAAUUUCAUGCAUAAAUUAGGAUAAUUAA
Lytechinus variegatus (green sea urchin) is the source of this 2164-nucleotide messenger RNA. RefSeq lists its product as uncharacterized. The transcript is spliced from 4 exons. The record is from RefSeq and is a predicted model, not a curated record. Lineage: Eukaryota; Metazoa; Echinodermata; Echinoidea; Temnopleuroida; Toxopneustidae. The coding region runs from base 38 to 721 and encodes 227 amino acids.